AUGAAGGUGCUUCGCCGCUCGCUCCACAAAGAGAAGGACAGAAUAUCAGCCGGCUCGCCCACCAGACCAGACUUCAGCCAUCCACCCCCCCCAUCAUCAAACAAACACAGCUCCAAACAACUACCCACUCAGCCAUUCGCAUCCCUCGCUGCCGGAAGCCAGAACCCAACCAACCCGAGAUCGAUCGGAAAACCACCGACACUGGUCAUCAAGGCUAUCACCGCCUACAAGUCAAAACGGAUAGUCGAGCUCUCAUUCCAAAAGGGCGACUUCUUCCAUGUCGUCGGCGAGCGAGACGACCACGAGGGAAGCUGGUUCGAGGCCUCCAACCCAGCCACCGGCGCACGCGGCAUCGUACCUAAACACUGCUUCGAACUAUUUGGGAAGAAACAGAACGAACUACCCUCAACAACACCCACCGCGACCACCUUCCCACCUAGGAGCUCAGCCCCCGGCUUCCAAUCCUCUGCCAUCCACCAACCCAGCUCACCCCUACUCGUCCGAACGCCCCUAUCUGCUGAUCCCUUCAGAACUAAUAAUCCCAACUCGAAAACUCAGCCUCUCUACGGAAUUGUCCAGCAUGAUUUUGUAGCCGAGAGACCCGAUGAGCUUGAUGCCAAGAGGGGCGAGCCGAUCAUCGUGAUUGCACAGAGCAACCAUGAAUGGUUUGUAGCUAAGCCAAUCGGCCGACUGGGUGGUCCCGGCUUGAUACCCGUCUCAUUUGUUGAAGUGCAAGAUGUCAAUACUGGAAAAGCACUGGCACCCAAUCAAGUACAAGACCUGAUCAGGAGUUCAGUGGUCCCCGCAGUAGAAGAAUGGAAAAAAGCUACAGCGGCUUACAAGGGCAACAGUAUCCCGCUCGGCAAGUUCGACUUUGCAGCCUCAUCGCCCCCCAUGCCUGCAACAAACAGCCACGUCUCCGCCAACCCCGGCUCAUUCAACCACCCCACCUCCUCCCGCUCCACAUCCACCUCCCACACCAGACAGCAGUCGUCUGGCGUAGGCUACGACCAUCCUUCGUCUGCCCGAGCCCCGCAGCAUGACUCGUGGCAUGGCGCCGGUGGCGGCGGAGACCCGUCCGCGUACAAUCGGCACUCCAGGCAGUCCUCGACUAACGCACCCUGGAACGGCCCCUCGACCUCUUCUCGGCAAUCACCAACUCAGCAGGGCCGACAUUACCAAGAUGAACUGCAUCCAGAAUCAGGCCCCGAGGGAGAUGGCUAUGCGACCGUCGAUGAGCUCCGAGAACGAUACGGGGUCGUCGUCCAUGCCAGUGUCGAGUCCUUCCACUUCGAACAGGGCCACUACUGGUUCCAUCUCCGAGCACACUUCAGCCGGAUCUCAGAGGAUGGGCAGGACGAGCAGACCACCGUCCUGGUCCUCUACCGGCUCUACGAAGAUUUCUACGACUUCCAGGCCGCACUCAUUGAGACCUUCCCAGACCAAGCAGGGGGUCCCAAUCUGCCCCGGAUGCCCGGGCCGACGGACAACGUGGACGAAUUAGUGUGUGCGCAGAGGGUCGAAGACCUGUCGACCUAUCUGCACGAGCUGUGUGAGCUGCCGCUCUACAUCCGCGAGUCUGAGCUGGUGUACGAGUUCUUGGGCCCUCGGGAGGGAGAUGUGGAACUGGAGGGCGACCCUGGCAAUCUGGGGCUGGAUGACCGCUCGCCGACUGAGGUGGAGGGCGAGGUGGUGGAGUAUCUCCAGCGGAUGGAUUCCUCGCAUGGCGACGAUGGCCGGCUGACGGAGCUAAACGAGUCGAUCUCGCGCCUCUCGACGGGCUCGAACGGCCCGCCCGAUUCCUACCAGCAUCACCAACAUCAUCGCCGGCAAUCGUCGCACGCGUCCCAGCCGGGCUAUCAUUCGCGGAUGAGCCGGGGCUCGACGGGGCCGGCGGGCUACCAUCACCGCGCCCAACGCUCCCAAGAUCUGCGUCCGUUCUCAAGCUCGACGACUAGCUCCGAGGGCCUUUCCUCCCAUCUCCCGUCUACCCACACGUCGGCCUCGUCGGUCCAACUGGGCUCCCGCGUGACCUCAAUGACACCCGCCGGCCCCAUCGAUCACCAACGCGUCUCCUCUACCAACACCACCAACCCGAGCACGGGGUUCUUGAGGAUCAAGAUCUACCAGCGCCAGACCGACGACCUCAUCGCCAUCCGCGCUCCCACCGGCGUCCAGUUCCAGGAGCUCCUCCAACGCAUCCAGGAGCGCGUCGGCACCGAUGUCCGCUCUAUUCGCUUCCGCGACGAGUCCGGCGCCGGAUACUCUACCGGCGGAUCGACUCCUCUUAACGCUAACAACGGCGCGAGACUUAUCGGUAUCGAUAAUGAUGGCGACCUCGAUCGCUGGAUUGGUUCCGGGAACCGUUGGAAUCCCUUCAUACAAACCAGACCUUACUAUCCUCUUGUCUCGACGCUUUUCCUACUCGCCUUUGUCCUUUCUCUCCCAUCUCUUCCUCCUCUUCUAUUUUAUAUUAUAUAA
Puccinia triticina is the source of this 2481-nucleotide messenger RNA. RefSeq lists its product as uncharacterized. The record is from RefSeq and is a predicted model, not a curated record. NCBI's taxonomy places the organism in Eukaryota, Fungi, Basidiomycota, Pucciniomycetes, Pucciniales, Pucciniaceae. The transcript is spliced from 4 exons. Gene Ontology annotation, cellular component: mating projection tip. Bases 1 to 2481 code for a protein of 826 amino acids. Gene Ontology annotation, biological process: conjugation with cellular fusion. Gene Ontology annotation, molecular function: protein binding; phosphatidylinositol binding.